This is a messenger RNA of Acanthosepion pharaonis, 1593 nucleotides long. The record is from the annotation of a GenBank genome assembly. Lineage: Eukaryota; Metazoa; Mollusca; Cephalopoda; Sepiida; Sepiidae.
AUGUCUAUUUGGCUAAUUUAUAUCUAUCUAUCUAUCUAUCUAUCUAUCUAUCUAUCUAUCUAUCUAUCUAUCUAUCACACUGGCAUUGGUUCGUAUAUCUAUUUCACACUGUUCCUAUCUAUCUAUCUAUCUAUCUAUCUAUCUAUCUAUCUAUCUAUUACAAUCUGCCCAUUAUCUAUCUAUCUAUCUAUCUAUCUAUCUAUCUAUCACACUGGCAGUCUGUUCAUCUAUUUCAAUCUGUUAUCUAACUACUUCAGUUGGUUCGUAUAUCUAUUUCACACUGUUCCUAUCUAUCUAUCUAUCUAUCUAUCUAUCUAUCUAUCUAUCUAUCUAUUACAAUCUGCCCAUUAUCUAUCUAUCUAUCUAUCUCUAUCUAUCUAUCUAUCUAUCACACUGGCAGUCUGUUCAUCUAUUUCAAUCUGUUAUCUAACUACUUCAGUUGGUUCGUAUAUCUAUUUCACACUGUUCCUAUCUAUCUAUCUAUCUAUCUAUCUCUAUCUAUCUAUCUAUUACAAUCUGCCCAUUAUCUAUCUAUUCAUCUAUCUAUCUAUCUAUCUAUCUGGCAGUCUGUUCAUCUAUUUCAAUCUGUUAUCUAACUACUUCAGUUGGUUCGUAUAUCUAUUUCACACUGUUCCUAUCUAUCUAUCUAUCUAUCUAUCUAUCUAUCUAUCUAUCUAUCUAUCUAUCUAUCUAUUACAAUCUGCCCAUUAUCUAUCUAUCUAUCUAUCUAUCUAUCUAUCUAUCUAUCUAUCUAUCUAUCUAUCUAUCACACUGGCAGUCUGUUCAUCUAUUUCAAUCUGUUAUCUAACUACUUCAGUUGGUUCGUAUAUCUAUUUCACACUGUUCCUAUCUAUCUAUCUAUCUAUCUAUCUAUCUAUCUAUCUAUCUAUUACAAUCUGCCCAUUAUCUAUCUAUCUAUCUAUCUAUCUAUCUAUCUAUCUAUCUAUCUAUCACACUGGCAUUGGUUCGUAUAUCUAUUUCACACUGUUCCUAUCUAUCUAUCUAUCUAUCUAUCUAUCUAUCUAUCUAUCUAUCUAUCUAUCUAUCUAUCUAUCUAACAAUCUGCCCAUUAUCUAUCUAUCUAUCUAUCUAAAACUGGCAGUCUGUUCAUCUAUUUCAAUCUGUUAUCUAACUACUUCAGUUGGUUCCUAUUUCACACUGUUCCUAUCUAUCUAUCUAUCUAUCUAUCUAUCUAUCUAUCUAUCUAAGACAUCUAUCUAUCUAUCUAUCUAUCUAUCUAUCUAUCUAUCUAUCUAUGCGGGCAGCCAGCCCCCACCCAGCCUCGGUCUCUUUCCUGCCUUUCUAUCUUCUCCCACCGUCCUCCAUCGCCCCACCCACCUUCUCCUGCCAGCACCUUUUCUUAAUUCCAAGCACUCCACCCCCGCUGCUGCAACUGACACGGAAACGCUUCUAUCUAUCUAUCUAUCUAUCUAUCUAUUGAUCUCUUUAUAUAUAUAUAUAUGUUUAUCAUCUACCUGUCUUUAUCACUUAACGCUUAAUCUAUCUAUCUAUCUAUCUAUCUAUCUAUCUAUCUAUCUAUCUAUCUGUCUCUUUACAUCUAUUUAUCAUCAAUCUCUUUAUAUCUCUUUAUGA